AUGGGAUUAGACAGAUCAUACCUCGAGACUUCUGUAUGGAAGCCGGACCUUUUCAAGGGCAAAGUUGUUUUCACCACUGGUGGAGCCGGCACAAUUUGUCGUGCUCAAACGGAGGUAUUGAUCCUCUUAGGAGCUGACGCUGCAAUUGUGGGUAGAAACAAGGCCAAUACCGAUAAAGCUGCGGCAGAGAUGGCUCAAUUGCGCCCAGGCGCCAAGGUGAUCAGCUGUGCUGAAACCGAUGUCAGACAAGUGCAGUCUCUUGUGAAGGCAGUGGAGAAGACGGUCAGAGAGUUGGGUAAGAUCGAUUUUGUGAUCGCUGGAGCAGCAGGAAACUUCCUCUGUGACUUCAACCAUUUGUCCACGAAUGCUUUUGCUACGGUUGUUGGAAUUGAUUUGCUCGGCUCCUACAAUACCGUCAAGGCAUGCUUUGACCAGUUGAGAAAGAACAAAGGACAAAUUCUUUUCGUCAGUGCGACUUUGCACUACUAUGGUAUUCCAUUCCAGGCGCAUGUUGGUGCAGCCAAGGCUGGUGUUGACGCCUUGUCCAACGCCUUGGCAGUUGAGUUGGGUCCUUUGGGUAUCAGAGUGAACUGUGUUUCGCCUGGGCCUAUUGCAGAAACCGAAGGCUUUAAGCGUUUGGUGAGAGAGGAAAAAGGAUACGAUAAGACUAUUCCUAUUCAAAGGUACGGAAGCGUCAGAGACAUUGCCGACGCUACCGUGUACUUGUUCUCUCCAGCCGCCGACUACGUGACUGGUACCGUUCAGGUGGUGGACGGAGGCUCAUGGCACAUGGGGUCCAGAGGGUCUCAUCACUUGUAUCCACACGAGGUUGCCAGAUUGAACGCGGAGCAACUUAGUAAACUUUAG
Candidozyma auris is the source of this 867-nucleotide messenger RNA. RefSeq lists its product as uncharacterized. Gene Ontology annotation, molecular function: 2,4-dienoyl-CoA reductase (NADPH) activity. Gene Ontology annotation, biological process: fatty acid catabolic process. The record is from RefSeq and is a predicted model, not a curated record. The coding region runs from base 1 to 867 and encodes 288 amino acids. NCBI's taxonomy places the organism in Eukaryota, Fungi, Ascomycota, Pichiomycetes, Serinales, Metschnikowiaceae. The transcript has a single exon.